GGGGCUCCCGCGCGCACUCGGCCGGCCAAGCGUCGGGACUUGGGGACAAAGUUUCCAGAUCAGGUUAUCCAUUCCAGCUUGACACAGGAGGGAGCUGAAAGCCGGUGAGAACGAGGGAGUUGUUUGCCUACAAAGAGACACUGCAGUCAGACCCAGAGGCCACUGUUUGGGCUUUCCACUUCAGAAUCCAACUCACUGUUCCUUCGUGCAGCCUCUGGUCUCAGACACACGGAUGUGUAUCCUGACGGUCUAGAGCUCAUUUCUGAUGUCUAGAUAUUAAAAUGUCUGAUGAUGCUCGUGACACCAUAGCCAAUGGAGUCGGAGAAGAUGCUGCUGAGAUGCCCGACAGUGACUCCCCUGCUGAAGAGGCAGCAGAAGUGCAGUGUGGUCCAGCUACAGCUUCAAACGAACCAGCACCAGCUGACCACACGGAAGAGCAGCCUGAGAGCACAGCUGCAUGUGCAGAGUCCACCCCUACAGGGAUUCUGGACCAGUCCAAGGCCAGUGCUGCCGACGAGACUCCCCUCAAUGGAGAAGUAACUGAAGACACCCUGGUUGAGUGCAUUGAUUCCGUCAGCCUCGAGGGAGACACCGGAUCUGAAAUACCUCUGAAAGAACAGAACGAUGCGGCUGUGGACCCCUCGUCACAGGCAGGAAGAUGGGCAGGCUGGGGAUCCUGGGGGAAAUCUCUGCUCUCAUCUGCAUCAGCCACAGUAGGUCAUGGAUUAACAGCAGUCAAAGAAAAGGCAGGGGCGACCCUACGAAUCCACAGUGCCAAUUCCGCAUCUCCCGAAGGGGCCCCAACUGAUGCCGAAAACGGAAUCUCCGGAAAUGUGACUCCAGAUCAGGACCCUGCCGGAGGCCCCCACACUCCUCCUCCACCAGGGGCGGCAGGGUCGAGGGGCAUGCUGUCAGCCCUCACCAAUGUGGUUCAAAACACGGGCAAAAGUGUCUUAACCGGAGGUCUGGAUGCUUUAGAAUUCAUUGGCAAGAAAACCAUGAUUGUCCUCGCAGAAAGUGACCCAGGGUUUAAGCGGACCAAGACACUGAUGGAGCGAACUGUCUCCUUGUCCCAGAUGUUGAGAGAAGCCAAGGAGAAGGAGAAGCAGAGGUUGGCCCAGCAGCUGACAGUGGAGAGGACUGCACACUAUGGGAUGCUGUUUGAUGAAUAUCAAGGUUUGUCACACCUGGAAGCCCUGGAAAUUCUGUCCAAUGAGAGUGAGAGCAAGGUUCAGUCCUUCUUAACAUCUCUGGAUGGAGAGAAGCUAGAACUCUUGAAAAAUGACCUAAUUUCAAUCAAAGACAUCUUUGUAGCCAAAGAAUCAGAGAAUGAAGCAAGUCCAGAAGAACAAGGCCUAGAAGAAAGCGGGGAAGAAUUUGCCAGGAUGCUUACAGAGCUCCUGUUUGAAAUACAUGUCGCUGCCACACCUGACAAACUCAAUAAGGCCAUGAAGAAAGCUCACGACUGGGUUGAAGAAGAUCAAAGCAUUGUGUCGAUAGAUGUGGCCAAAGGUUCGGAGGAGGAAGAGAAGGAAGAAGGAAAGGAAGAGAAAACCGAAGAACCUGAAGAAGACAACACGGGGGGCCAAGGAGCUAAGACUGUAGAGGAAGUGUACAUGCUGUCCAUUGAAAGUCUGGCUGAAGUCACUGCACGCUGCAUCGAACAGCUACAUAAGGUUGCAGAGUUGAUUCUCCAUGGACAAGAGGAGGAGAAACCAGCUCAAGACCAAGCAAAAGUGCUGAUAAAAUUAACCACAGCAAUGUGCAAUGAAGUAGCCUCCUUAUCGAAGAAGUUUACAAAUUCUUUAACCACUGUUGGGAGCAACAAGAAGGCUGAAGUCCUUAACCCCAUGAUCAAUAGUGUGUUUUUAGAGGGCUCCAAUAGCACCACAUAUGUGCAGGACGCCCUCCAGCUGCUGCUCCCGGUACUGCAGGUCUCCCACAUUCGCACCAGCUGUUUGAAAGCUACAGCGCAGCCAGAUUCCAGCUAGUUCAAUAGCAGGUCACAUCUCUUCACUACAUACCAUUUCAAGGCAACGGACGUCUACGUCACUGGCCAGACCAUUUGAGGACACUACAAGCAAUUUUUGCACAGUUUUGAAAAUACAGAGAGUUAAAAUUUCUCUUAAUGUAUACUGUUUUAUCAAUAAUUAUGUUUUCUUUAUAUUAACUUAAACUUGUACUUGUUCUAUUGAAGUUUUCCUUUAAUUUGCAGUUCAUUCACAAAUAUAUCUGUUUUCCUGGUCAACCAGACUAUAUUUAGAAAUUCAUAGAGAGAACCUAGAUUUUUGUUCAGCUUUGAAAUGUCUACCUUUCUAUGCCCUAUUUUUCUCAAACGUGGCUUUAAGUGAGUUCUUAUACUGAACUUCAUUUAAUUGCAUAAACAUCAUAAGCAAAAACAAUGCUACUUAUUUGGUUUUAAAAGGGACAUAAAUAUCUUUAUAAAUAUCACUAUGUAGAUCAGGCUAGCCUAAAACUCACAAAGAUCUGCCUGCCUCUGCUUCCCAAGAACUAGGAUUAAAGGUGUGCACAAUGAUACCUGCCUGCCCUGAAGAAGUAUUUUAGUUUAGGGUGUGUGGGGGCAAAAUUAUAAAGCUGAGAAUCAUUUCAACAGAAAACUUAAGGGGUUUUAGCCAGGUAGAAACCCCGACCUGCAUUUCAAAAAUACCCACUAACCUGAUCACACACAUGGUAGCAGCAAAGGGUGGAAAGUCAUAAGUUGGCCAAGUGGGGUACUGAUCCAGGGAGAUGCAUCAGAGACCUUGCAAGGAGCAGUGGUACUGAACCUGGGCUCUUCUGAGAUGCAUCUGUUCUUUCCAGGAGGAGGUUCUCUGGCAUGCUUCUGUUUGAGACCAUCACUGACAUCCCUACCAGUAAUGUCCAAAAUAGUCAUGCCCAGUGGCUUAUCCCAGGACAAGUGAUGCCUGCAGUCUUGAAAGGGAGAAAAUCCCUCCUUUUUAUUUGCUUUGUUCCUGUGAUAGAAGCCACUGCGUCUGUCCCCUGUGGGCCAAGUAGAUAUCUGAAUUCUUUCAGUAGAAUUUUUGUGUGACUGUGUUUUGUUUUUCAGCUGUAUAUCUCCUGAAACAACCAAAUAAAAACUCAAGAACAAUUUAUUUGCAACCUAGAAAAAUUAAAUCCAUAAAGGUGUGGCAUUUCUCCUUUCCUGACCUCCGGAAUGUUUCUGAUGUUAAGUAUGGUGGUGAUUCACUGUUGACCAUAUCACAGUCACCUCUAUGAAUUCUAUAAUUUUUAAGUAUAGAGCAGAAGAAAUAAUCUAGAUUUAUAAUUUUCACAUCAGAGGGAUUUGUACACUAACUAGAAAUACGAAAGGAAAACAAAUACCUCCAAGGCUUUAGAUUCUCAGACUUAAGUCUCUCAGCUGUCAGUGCUGGGGCAGUGGCUCAGCAGGCAAAGUGUUGAGAAAGCAUAAUGACCAGAGUUAGACUCUCCAGCAUGGACGUAAAGUCUGCGCACACACCUGUAAUCCCAGCAGUGGGAGGUAGAGACAGGAGGAUCCCUGGGGCUCACCGGCCAGCCAGUGUAACCAACUGAUGAGCUCCAAGUUCAGUGAGUGUUAUGGUUCGUAUAUGCUUUGCCCAGGGAAUGGCUCUAUUAGAAGGUGUGGCCCUGUUG
Mus caroli (Ryukyu mouse) is the source of this 3633-nucleotide messenger RNA. NCBI's taxonomy places the organism in Eukaryota, Metazoa, Chordata, Mammalia, Rodentia, Muridae. The record is from RefSeq and is a predicted model, not a curated record.